UUUUUAUAACAGCCGGAUUUCCCGUGCCUUCCUUCUAAUCCCCGACACCCUCUCUCGCCCUUAUCCAAAUCCCUUAUUCCACAGUGCAAAUCAUCGCAUAAGAAAGAGAAAAGAGAAGAAAUAAACGUCCGCAUAAUCCUCCCUUCUCCGGCUUAUCUCCUUCCCCCUCCGCUGUCUCCUUGAAAUUAAUAUUAUUCCACUAACCUCGUUUCUUCCGCCUCUCCCUAUUCUCCAUUCUUUAUGUAUAUGAUACAGCCCUCCUCCUCCUUUCGCUUUUUCCUUUCCAAUCUCUUACCUUAUUCCACUUAUUCCCGGGAUAACUCCACGCCCCCCUCAUCGAAGCCUUGGAAUUAUGAGCAAGGGAAGCGGUGAAACGAGCCGUCUGGGCCGGUGCCUGCGGGCGCCGCUACGGGCUCUCGGUCGGGCGCGGGACAUGUACGUGCGGGGCAUCACGGGGUGCGCCGGGCACGUCCGGUACGGUGGGGCGAUCGGCUAUCCGACCUUCGCCUCGAUGCCGAGGAGCUACAGCCUCGGGUCGGCGAGGACGAGCUCGAGCGACGAGGACCUGAGGGAGCUCAUCCGCGCCGCGUCGCUGAGUCGCGCCGGCUCGCUCAACGCCGGCGCCGGCGCCGGCGUCGUGCCGAGGAGCCAGAGUGUCGCGAUCGGCCGGAUCGAGGAGGACAAGCCGUGCGACUUCGAUGACGACGUCCGGGUCGGCUCCGAUUUGCUGUUCCCCCGGAGCCGGAGCUGCGCCGUUGGGGCCAAGCGACGUCCGCAGUGGUUCGCUUGAUGUGUUCGGAUUCGGAUUCUGAUCCGGAUCCAAGAACGUUUCUCUUUUUUUUUUUUUUUUCCUGUUCUUUUCUUUUCUUUUUCUCUUCACGUUUUCUAGAUAAUGUCUGGGUGAUUUGAUUCCGAGGAAGUCCGGCUUGUUGGAUUCUUUUUAUUUAUUUUUUUAAAAAAAUGUUUCUAAUGGUAA
Messenger RNA from Elaeis guineensis (African oil palm), 976 nucleotides. RefSeq lists its product as uncharacterized. The record is from RefSeq and is a predicted model, not a curated record. NCBI's taxonomy places the organism in Eukaryota, Viridiplantae, Streptophyta, Magnoliopsida, Arecales, Arecaceae.